AGAGCGUCAGACGAGUCAAGAUGCUCUCACAAGCUCUUUAUCAAUACCGAUGAACGGCUUUAUCGUCACUGACGGCACAGAGCUUAUAGAACCACAAGCUGCUUGUGCUGUAAAGAAUUUCAUUUUUUAAAACAGGAUUUACCUUGAUGCAUUUUACUUGGGAAGCAGGCACUUAGCAAUACUUUUUUUUUUUACUUGGAUAUACUUUGAAAUACCCAUGGAUUUCUUAAACGAUAGUAAUUUUUCCCUCGGAGACACUAAUACAACAACAUCAACAACAGCUGUAGAUGGGGCUCUUCACUGCAGUGCCAUCCUCCCCGUCAUCUUUGGAGUCAUCUGCUUUCUGGGUAUCAUGGGGAACUGUAUUGUCAUCUACACCAUAAUGAAAAAGACCAAGUGCUGUGCCAAGCAAACUGUUCCAGACAUAUUUAUCUUAAAUUUGUCAAUUGUUGAUCUCCUGUUCCUCCUUGGUAUGCCAUUCCUCAUCCACCAGCUGCUGGGCAACGGCACCUGGCACUUUGGAGCUGAAAUGUGUAGAGUCAUCACUGCGCUUGACUCCAAUAGCCAGAUUGUCAGUACUUACAUCCUCACUGCAAUGACCCUCGACCGUUACUUGGCUACGGUCCAUCCCAUCCGCUUCAACUACAUCCGCACACCUUGUGUGGCAGCGCUGGUCAUUGGCCUGGUGUGGGGUCUGUCCUUACUCACCAUCAUCCCUGUGUGGAUGUAUGCAGGCCUGAUGGCUCUACCUGAUGGCCUGGUGGCCUGUGCUCUCCUUCUGCCUGACGCAGUCACUGACAUAUACUGGUUUACACUUUACCAGUUCUUCUUGGCCUUUGCUAUACCUUUGGCCAUCAUCUGCCUGGUGUUCUUCAAGAUCCUCCAGCACAUGUCCGCCAGCGUUGCACCACUGCCUCCGUGGAGUUUGAGGGUGCGCACCAGAAAGGUGACCCGGAUGGCAGUGGCUAUCUGCCUGGCUUUUUUCAUCUGUUGGGCCCCUUACUACAUCCUUCAGCUGAUCCAUCUAGGGGUGCAGAAGCCAAGCAUAGCUUUCUCCUAUGCCUACAACAUAGCUAUUAGCAUGGGAUAUGCUAACAGUUGCAUCAACCCAUUCCUCUACAUUAUCCUUAGUGAGACCUUCAAGAGUCAGUUUCUCAGGGCUGUACGCCCAGUUAACAGAAAGUUCCGUGUGAACCCGAGCACCACAGAGGGUGGCAGUGUGAGUGUGAGAAUGGUACCUGAAGGGGCUCAGCAGGAGCCAGCCUCUCGGGAGAUGAUACCAUCCAACAUGGCCCCACAAUAAAGAAUCCAAAUAACGUGCAACUGUGGAUCUUUGCAGCUGGUAAGAACUAUGAAUGGGACGUUAUCAUCAAGAACACAUCGGGUUUUUCCUGCAUAGAGGAAUUUUUGGUGCCCCCCAAAGAGCUUUAAGCCAGCCCUAAAGGAAAAUCACUUUUUUUUUAUUCACAAAAAUUGAGAAUAAAAAUAGCAAUUCAAAUCUUCUCUAAAUGUGUUUAAGAGCAAUUUAUUAAACAACCGUUAAACAGGCAGAACACAAACUUGAAUAUAAGAGCUAAUCUCAGUUUUAUCUCCAGAGUAAGGCUGUACCAGACUCUCUUAAAUAUUAAUAUUAUUUUUUUUUUUUAUUUUUUUAACCAGUUUUGUUAUU
Molecule: messenger RNA, 1669 nt
Organism: Perca fluviatilis (European perch)
Lineage: Eukaryota; Metazoa; Chordata; Actinopteri; Perciformes; Percidae
Gene: mchr1a
Product: melanin-concentrating hormone receptor 1a
Exons: 2
Coding region: 218-1303 (361 amino acids)
Biological process (GO): neuropeptide signaling pathway
Cellular component (GO): neuron projection; membrane
Molecular function (GO): melanin-concentrating hormone receptor activity; neuropeptide binding
Source: RefSeq, a predicted model, not a curated record